AUGGACUCCCAAACGAACCCCACGUAUUCUGAAGAGGAUUACCGCAUAUCUGUGGACGACGUGAUGUACAUGGUGCGCAUCAACGCUGCCAUCAUGGAUGCCAGGCAUAACUCCAAGGGGGAUAUCCCUCGUUGCGUUACGAAGCUCUCUCCCUCGCCUGAUCCGACGCAGAAGAUGAGCAAGAGGAGUACCGAGCCAUGUCAGCCCGACUUGAAGGGCGGCUGGCGUUGCUGA
Molecule: messenger RNA, 234 nt
Organism: Anthostomella pinea
Lineage: Eukaryota; Fungi; Ascomycota; Sordariomycetes; Xylariales; Xylariaceae
Source: the annotation of a GenBank genome assembly